Molecule: messenger RNA, 2211 nt
Organism: Girardinichthys multiradiatus
Lineage: Eukaryota; Metazoa; Chordata; Actinopteri; Cyprinodontiformes; Goodeidae
Product: serine/threonine-protein phosphatase 4 regulatory subunit 2-A-like
Exons: 9
Coding region: 133-1347 (404 amino acids)
Biological process (GO): protein dephosphorylation
Cellular component (GO): nucleus; protein phosphatase 4 complex; cytoplasm
Molecular function (GO): protein phosphatase regulator activity
Source: RefSeq, a predicted model, not a curated record
UCUCUUCCUCAAAAGUGCAAACGUAAUUGUAGACAUGCGCAGUUCUGCACUGCCAGCAGCUUUGUUGAACUGCUACCUGCUAGCUGUUCUGCUAACUAAAAAGCAAUUCCUGUUUGUGGACUGGACACAGUUAUGGAUAUCGACGCAUUAUUGGAAGCGUUUCAAGAUUUUGAGAAAAGAGGGAAGAAAGAGAUCUGUCCCUCACUAGAGCAAUUCCUGUGUCAUGUCGCCAAAACAGGACAACCGAUGAUCCCAUGGUCACAGUUCAAAACAUACUUUUUGUUUAAGAUGGAUAAAGUGAUGGAGGAUUUUCACGCUUCAACACCAGAGGAGAGAGACUCUCACAAUCCAAAUGUGGAAUAUAUUCCCUUUGAAGAAAUGAAGAAAAGGAUCUUAAAGAUUGUGGAUGGUUACAAUGGGAUUCCAUUCACCAUUCAGCGGCUGUGUGAGCUACUUACAGAUCCCAAGCGUAAUUACACGGGUGCCGACAAGUUUCUCAGAGGCCUGGAGAAGAAUGUAAUGGUGGUAAGCUACCUGCAUCUCACAUCAGAAAAAAAUGGGACAUCAGCUGUGAACAGAAUGAAUGGAGUGAUGUUUUUUGGAAAUUCCUCUCUAUUUUCAGAAAGUCGAAAUGUGAAUGGACCAGGCACGCCGAAAACACUCAACAGACCAAAGCUGUCAUCGUCAUCUUCACUUUCCACCAACGGGCUCCCAGAGUGUUCAGCCAGUAAAGAAGCAGAUGCAAUCACUGAAGCAGAAGAGCACCAUUUUAGUGAAACACCACCUUUAGAAGAUGAGAUGAAACCAAAAUAUGGAAUAAAGAACAAACAUCCAGAAGAAGACGAAGAAUCUGACGGUAACAAACAGGAGUCCAAGAAACUGAAGACUGGCAAAACUGAUGAUGAAACAGAAAGAGAAGAAGAUGUGUCAUCUCGUCAUAACGGACCAGAGAACUCAUCAGAGAUACCAGAGUCAGAAGAAGACACUGGUGGGGAAGAGUGCAACCGUGAAAAACCCUGUAAUUCAGACAGUCAUGAGCAAAGCAGCACACAGUCUAAACCAACUGAGAAGCAGGGAAAGUCGAGUGAGGCUGGUGCUGCCAUCGGUGUUCAGCGCAACAUCUCUGUGGAACAGUCGGAGCAAGCUGCUCCAUCAGAGACACAUUCAACCUUCGAGCAGAACAAUGCUACAUGCAGCAGCAGCAGCAUUAGUAGCAGCAGUGAUGCAGAGGACAUACCCAGUGAAAAGGUCUCUUCUUGCAGUAAUUCCCCUGAGCUGUCAACAGAGGGUGGUGCUGGAACUUUGGACAAUGCAGAGACACCAUUAGAACCUGGAGAACAUGACUAACUUGAAUGGCAUGCCAAUUGACUUGUUUUGUACACUGUGUGAUGCAACUCCAAGGGUCUAUCUGUAGCACUGUGGAUCUUUAGGCUUCAGGACCAAGAGACGUGGACUUGGAGACUUCUUAGAAGGAUCUCGAUGUCUUCUUCUGUUUCAGCUUCUCACGCCCACUGGUCACCAGAUCUUUAAACUGGAAGGAGAUGAUUUAAGUGAAAUAAUGAAGACUGCCUUUUUCACUGUACAAAACAUUUUUUCUAACCUUUUUCUGUCUGAUUUUUUAUAUCUGAACAUCUAAUUUAACACAGAUAACGUAUUCAGUAAUUUCAUCAGUUAUUUGGUGUUUAUUUCCAAGGAGAACCAUUUUACAAAGUUGCUUUAGAGCAAGCACAGACAUUUCAGAUGUCUUUUUUUGUGUAUGAAUGCUGUGUAGAGAUGAAUGAGGACACAUUCAUAGAAGUCUGCUUUUAUUUUGUAUAAAGCACAUACCACAGGUAUAUUUCUUGUCUUCAUGCACUUCACCCCUUGAAAGCUGUAGAAAAUUUUGUUUUGCUUUUUCUCUGUGAAGCCAAUAUAACACUGUUGCGCCAGUAGGGAGCACUUUCGUCAAACUUUGGUUUGUCGUUAAGGUAGCCAUUUAAAAUUCCAACUCUGAAACAAAACCCAAGGUACUUUCACUUUCUGUGCGUCAUACCAUAGUUGUAAAGCUGUCUUUUUUAAAAAUUGAGGAUUUUAACUACUUAUCUGUAAAUAAGCUUUUGUAAACUUGUAAUACAUGUCCACAUCCUUGGUAAAACUUACUGCUGGAAACUGAAGGCUUGAGCUUGUGUGUUAGUAUUCACGGAAAGCAAUAAAAGCUAUUAAUGGAACUGA